This is a messenger RNA of Zea mays, 632 nucleotides long. RefSeq lists its product as uncharacterized. Bases 1 to 576 code for a protein of 191 amino acids. The transcript is spliced from 4 exons. Lineage: Eukaryota; Viridiplantae; Streptophyta; Magnoliopsida; Poales; Poaceae. The record is from RefSeq and is a predicted model, not a curated record.
AUGGGGCACACCGUCGCCGCUGCGGCCGCGGCCGCCGAACUCGCUCUCGGAUUCACCAAGCCCAACGCCGUCGAGCCGCCUCAGGAAAGUGGACAAAGACUGCGAAUUACUGGAGGCGGAGAGGAUCAUGGAUUACAGUCUUUUGGUCGAAAUAUUAUUGAGAGAGCCUUUGGAAGGCUAAAGGGCCGCUGGGCUAUUUUAAGGUCUCCAUCAUUUUUUCGGUCAUCGCGUGGAAGAGGAAAAAGUAAAAGGGUGUGGACUUAUUUUGAGGAUGAAGCAUUGGUGAAGGCACUCUAUGAGCUAUCCCUUGAUCCAAAGUGGAAAAGUGAGGGUAGUUUCAAGAAUGGUUAUCUAUCUGUCCUAGAAGUUACACUUGCUGAAAAAAUUCCAGGUUGUGGCCUCACUGCAAUUCCACAUAUUGAGUCUAGGGUCAGACACUUUAGAACAAAGUAUGGUGCAAUUGAGGUUAUGCUAGCAAAUAGUGGGUUUUCUUGGGAUGAGAACAGGAAGAUGGUACAAUGUGAGAAGCAACAAUAUGAGGACCAUUGUAAGAGAUAUCCUGAUGCAAAGAGAUGACCAUGCUUUUUGCACUUCCAGAGACUCUAAGGAGGGAGUUCAUACUACAUAUGAUC